This is a messenger RNA of Cynara cardunculus var. scolymus (artichoke), 971 nucleotides long. Its product is annotated as transcription factor bHLH51-like. Gene Ontology annotation, molecular function: protein dimerization activity; DNA-binding transcription factor activity. Bases 5 to 748 code for a protein of 247 amino acids. The transcript has 2 exons. Gene Ontology annotation, biological process: regulation of DNA-templated transcription. Lineage: Eukaryota; Viridiplantae; Streptophyta; Magnoliopsida; Asterales; Asteraceae. The record is from RefSeq and is a predicted model, not a curated record.
CCAAAUGGACAAUCUUUACAGUUCUUGGAUACAAGAUGCUGAUCCAUUCAGCACCUGGGAUCAUCAUUCUCUCUUACCUCCAACUCUUCAUCAACUCACUGCUUCUGAUGAUCAUGGUGGCUGUAGCAAUGGUGGUGGUCAAUCGGAAGAUGGUAAAGCUACAGCUGCUUCCAAGAACCAUAGUGAAGCCGAGAAGCGGCGUAGAGAUAGGAUCAACGCGCAUCUCACCACUCUCAGGAGACUCGUGUCUAAUUCUGAUAAGAUGGACAAGGCGAGUCUAUUAGGGAAGGUCGUUGAACACGUGAAAGAAUUGAAGUCGGAGACGAAGGAGCUAAGCAAAGUGUCGACGAUUCCGACUGAUUUAGAUGAAGUAAUCAUCGAUCUUGAUUCCGGUACCGUGGACCCGAACACGAGUGUUUUCAUCAGGGCUUCGCUUUGUUGUGAAGAUCGACGAGAAGUAUUUUCGGAGAUCAAGCACGCCCUUAAAAGCCUGCGACUGACCGUGGUCCAAGCCGAUAUGACUUGUUUGGGUGGCAGGAUGAAGUGCAACCUCAUCCUUUGCGUCACGAAUAAUAAUCCGAGCAAGAUCGAUGAGAAGGAAUUGACGAUGUUGAAACAUUCUUUAAAGAUAUUGUUCGGUAGAAUCGUUUCAUCGUCUUCUUGGACGACGUCAACAAACUAUCGCAUCAAAAGCAAGAGACAAAGGUUCUUUUGUUCUUCUAAUUACAACGCCAACGAUUGUGAAUAGAAAAUUCGUUAAUUUAUGCACCGUUUAGCAUCACGAAUUCAUCGUUGUUGAGAAUUUGCAACGGUCAUCACAAAUAACAUUUUGUUUCGAAUUUUAGGUCGAUUACAAGUGUUUCGAGUUUAUUAUUUCAUGUCUUAUGAUCGUUUUACCUCGUUAAAUACUUUAUUGUGACUGUUGAUCGUUGUAUUACGACGGCCAAUUAUCGAUAGAACUUAUUUGCUUU